Molecule: messenger RNA, 609 nt
Organism: Myotis davidii
Lineage: Eukaryota; Metazoa; Chordata; Mammalia; Chiroptera; Vespertilionidae
Gene: IRX3
Product: iroquois homeobox 3
Exons: 1
Biological process (GO): regulation of transcription by RNA polymerase II; cell development; neuron differentiation
Cellular component (GO): nucleus
Molecular function (GO): RNA polymerase II cis-regulatory region sequence-specific DNA binding; DNA-binding transcription factor activity, RNA polymerase II-specific
Source: RefSeq, a predicted model, not a curated record
AUGUGCGUUCAGGGCGCACAGUAUGAGCUGAAAGACAGCCCCGGGGUGCAGCACCCGGCCGCCGCCGCCGCGUUUCCGCACCCGCACGCCGCCUUCUACCCCUAUGGCCAGUACCAGUUCGGGGACCCGUCCCGUCCGAAGAACGCCACCCGCGAGAGCACGAGCACGCUCAAGGCCUGGCUCAACGAGCACCGCAAGAACCCCUACCCCACCAAGGGCGAGAAGAUCAUGCUGGCCAUCAUCAACAAGAUGACCCUCACCCAGGUGUCCACCUGGUUCGCCAACGCGCGCCGGCGCCUCAAGAAGGAGAACAAGAUGACCUGGGCGCCCCGCAGCCGCACCGACGAGGAGGGCAAUGCGUAUGGGAGCGAGCGCGAGGAGGACGAGGAGGAGGACGAGGAGGAGGGCAAGCGCGAGCUGGAGGAGGAGGAGGAGCUCGGCGGGGAGGAGGAGGACCCGGGGGGCGAGGGCCUGGCGGACGACGAGGACGAGGAGGAGAUCGAUUUGGAGAACGUGGACGGCGCGGCCGCGGGGCCUGAGCUAGUCCUGGCGGGGGCGGCGCGCGGGGACAACGACCUGGGCCUGGGACCCAGUUCCGACUCCAAGCAC